Molecule: messenger RNA, 1207 nt
Organism: Pezoporus flaviventris
Lineage: Eukaryota; Metazoa; Chordata; Aves; Psittaciformes; Psittacidae
Gene: FAM177A1
Product: family with sequence similarity 177 member A1
Exons: 5
Coding region: 96-737 (213 amino acids)
Source: RefSeq, a predicted model, not a curated record
GGCGGUGGUGAUGGGUGGUGCCGGCCGGCUGCUCGCCUCCCUGGGCCGCGGCGGGCCCGCUGCCGCCCUCCCCCGGCGCCGCGGCGGGCGGGAGGAUGGAGCAGGGGCUGUCCGCCAUCACCCUCUACUGCGCGCCCGCCGCUGGCGCCGCGGCUGCUGCCUGCGCCAUGGAGCCUGAGCAGCAACUUACAAAUGGAGAUAGAGGCUUUGAGAAUGUGGAGCUGGGUGUCAUAGGAAAGAAGAAGAAAAUUCCAAGGAGGGUUAUUCAUUUUGCAAGUGGAGAAACAAUGGAAGAAUAUAGCACAGAUGAAGAGGAAGAUGAACAAGAGAAAAAAGACCUGUUGCCACCUGUAGAUCCUACAACACUCACGUGGGGACCGUACUUGUGGUUUCACAUGCUGCGAGUUGCCACAUCAACCUUAUCAGUGUGUGAUUUCCUUGGGGAAAAGAUUGCAUCUGUUUUGGGGAUAAGCACACCAAAAUACCAAUAUGCCAUUGAUGAGUAUUACCGAAUGAAGAGAGAGGAGGAAGAGGAGGAACAGGAAAACAAGAUGUCAGACGAAGCAGAAAGACGGCACCAGGAACAGCAGAACAAGCCACAGGCUGAAGCUCCUGUCCAGACAGACCAGCCUGAAGCAACAGCAUGCACUUCAUUCGUGAAUGUAAACUUUGAACAUGAGGGAGAUUGCCAGUCCAUUGGGGAAGAUAAACAGGAUGCGGUUCCUGUCCCUCCUUAAGUGUAAAGUCCUGUAUGAUGUAAGAAGUGUCAGGUGUCACGCUCUGACUAUAAGAAGCAGGAAAAAUAGGAUGAUACUUGUUCAGUGAAAUACAACUUCUAGCAUUCUUAUUGAUCAGGAGAGAGCUUGGUGAUGUCUGUUCAGUCUGUCUGCCUAAGGAAGGCUGAGGCAUCCUGCUGAACUGGCACUUCAGAUAAAAUGAAAAUUGCACUAGAAACAUUUGGUCUACAAUUGAAUGUGUAAGCUAAUUUCUGUGUAAAGCAGGUAAAAAUGUCUUUCCCAAAUUCCCUGAAUUGCUGUGUCUCUUACACCUGUGGAUUGCAGAUGCAGGCUGUUUCCUACUUCUAAACACCUAUUUCUGAUUUGCACAUUGUUUGCAACUCAGCUCUCUAUGAAUAGAUUAAUAGGAAUCAAUAUUCUGUAACUCACAAGUCAUUAUAAUAGUGUCUGUUUUCCCCUAUUUAUUGUCA